Molecule: messenger RNA, 924 nt
Organism: Closterium sp. Yama58-4
Lineage: Eukaryota; Viridiplantae; Streptophyta; Zygnematophyceae; Desmidiales; Closteriaceae
Source: the annotation of a GenBank genome assembly
AUGGAGAGCCGUGAUCGAAAUGAGGAGGCGGAGAAUAAGGAUGGCGGGGAGGGAGGCGUGGGGAUGGAGAUGCGCGGAGUGCUGUUCCGGUGGGGGGAGAUGGGCGUGAAGGUUGCUUUCCGCUCGUAUGACUUCUCCCGCCACGUCAUCAUCCUAGGUGGCCUCACGGACGGGCUGCUGCCCACACGGUACACCGCCAGGCUGGCGUCCGAGCUGGCAGCCGCCCAUUGGUCGCUGCUGCAGACGCAGCUGUCGUCGUCCUACUUCGGAUACGGCACAGCGUCACUGGAGCAGGAUGCUGCCGAAAUAGAUGAGCUCAUCGCUUACAUCAUCAAGCGGUACCAGGCGUCGGAAGUUGUGCUUGUCGGCCACAGCACGGGCUGCCAGGACAUAGUGGCAUAUCUCAAGAGCGGUAAAGCCACCCAUCGCAGCGUUGUCAAAGCAGCCAUUCUUCAGGCGCCAACGAGUGACAGGGAGUGCAUGGAGCAGCAGGCGAGGGAGGGGGGGCGGGAAGCAGAGGAGGCAUUUGAAGAGAUGAAACGGGUGGCGCAGGCAAUGAUUGCGGGCGGCAGAGGCGCCGAGAUGAUGCCAAGAAGCGCCGAUCCGCUCGCACCAAUCACAGCGUACAGGUUCCACUCUCUCGCGUGCACGGGAGGGGAUGACGACAUGUUCAGCUCAGACUUAUCAGAUGAGGAGUUGAAAGAUAGACUGGGGCACAUGGGGGCAUGGCCGUGCCUGGUGAUUCUAUCAGGAAAGGAUCAAUACGUGCCGAAAAGCAUAGACAAGGAAAGGCUAUUACAGAGGCUCUGUUCUGCUAUGGGUGGUGCCACCCCUGCUCUGAUUUCUGGAGCCGACCACUCCCUCAGUAACACAGUGGAUGAAGCGGUUACCACAAUAACGGAUUUCAUUAAGAAGCUUAAUUAG